Molecule: messenger RNA, 2059 nt
Organism: Coccidioides immitis RS
Lineage: Eukaryota; Fungi; Ascomycota; Eurotiomycetes; Onygenales; Onygenaceae
Exons: 2
Coding region: 1-1320 (439 amino acids)
Source: RefSeq, a predicted model, not a curated record
AUGAACCAACCACCGAUCCCCUACCCACAGCCCUUCCCCCAGCAGUUGCCCGCCGCUUCAAAUCCUCCCGGCUAUCAUCCCAUUCACCUCCAACACCAGCAUCAUCAGCACCACCACCAGCACCAGCAGCAACAGCAUCAACAGCAUCAACAGCCUCAGCACAUCGUCCCGCAGCCUGCUCAGUCGAUGUCCUUCUACCCGAACCCCAACCUGUACGCCCAGGAGACCCUCCCGCCCCAGAUCCACCAGCAGCACCAGCCGCAACAACAGCACCAGCACCAGCACCAGCACCAGCAACCACCUCAACCGCAACCUCAGCAGCCUCAGCAGCCUCAGCAGCAGCAGCAACAUCCCUUCCCGCAUGUCGUCGGCGCUGUUCCACCACAUGCCGGCGUGGGUGGAGCCAUGAUGAUGUCCCCGGCGCCGCUACCCCAUCAUGCGUCUGCUAAUCUCCCUCACCACCCAGGUUUCUCCCAGCCCGCGUUCUCCCAUCCGGGGGUGCCCGCUGUAUUAGGCCAGACCUCUUUGCCCCAGACGCCUCACAGCACCAAUGCCCUUAAUAAUGGCACCGCUUCGUUUGUCCAACCUCCGGCAAUGACUACCGCUAGUGCGUCUAGGCCAGUAUUUACAACUCCUACGCGGCCUGCCCACCUCUCCGGCCAGAUGCAGGCCCAAACCCCCACACCCUCCCAUCUGCAGUCCUCUCCCUCUCCCCACCCGCCUCAGCAGACACAAGCAGCACAGGCCGCACAGGCCGCGCAGGCCGCCAUGGCUGCGCGAGAGAAGGCUCGCGUCACGACUCUGCUGGAUAUCAAUUCUGCUCUCCUGCAGGAAGUUGUAAACCUCCAGUCCGCCGGGAAGACAGGAGGCUCGAACCAACCGGCCAAUCCGUCCACUCAGGAACAGUCAGGUGCCCACUCUCCCGCCGACCCAGCGGUCGCGCAGUCUCAAAACUCCGGUCCGCAGGCCGCGAAGCCCGGUGGCAAGUCAACCCAGGAAUACGUCGACUGCAUGCGGCGCUUACAGGCGAAUCUGGCAUACCUCGCCACCAUCGCUGACCGAGCCAAGAAGUCCGGCGUGGCAGCACCUCUGGCACCUGCCAUCAUGACUCCACCACCGAGCAUGCCCGGUCUGAACGCGAUAUAUGCGCAGUUGAAUGAGCUCUUCCCCGAGGCAGCCAAGGCUACGGCGCAGGUACCACCACCGCAGCCACGUCAAAUGCAAGUGCAGAAUGUGCCCCACUUGAUGCCACAGGCAACCCAGCCGAUGCAUGGCCCAGAGGGAAUGGCACCGGGAGGUAUGGGCGUCAUGACUGGAUGAACACAAAAUAGUGCCAUGCAUGCUCCUGUUCUGUCAAGAAUCGUAGUGGCUUUAAAGCAGACAUGUGCCGAAAAGAGCUGCUUCUCCAUCUCUAGUUUGGGAAGUCCGAUAUAUCUGAGAGACCACGGUCCUAGCUUAAACAUCCCUGCAUGGAAAAGAGGGGGGGAAGAGAAGGAGAUAAUUAUCUACCAAUUAAUUAUGGGGGAAAAAGAAAAAAAAAAAAAAUCAAAGUUUGAUAUUGCUGAGAAGAGAUGACGGAAGGCCUAUGUCUGACAGUACAAGCACCAGGUUGCUUGUUUUUGUGUGUUUUGCUCAAUCAGGCAAUUUUCUUUGGACUCUUCUUUCAUCAAGUGGGUCAAAGGUGGUUUGAGUUGCUGAUUGUUUUCCGCCAUGCUUGUUUCAUUACUGAUCACUGUUGGAGCGGAAGCUGGCCCCAUGAGGACGGUAUGAACUUCUGGUUGGGCAGCGGCUAUUUAGCCUGAAACAGCGCCACUGGUCGCGUGUGAGACUGACAUAUAGCCUACACCUCCGAAACGUUGGACCCUAGGCUGUGCGGCAGGGAGGGCAUUGGCCAGGCUGUAGGGUAGCCUGCAAGACCUUGGUGGUCAUGAUUGUGACCAAAGACCGGGGGAAUAGCGAUGAUGCUGGGACGGUAAAGUAAUUAACUACACCGGUUGAUUGCCUUGUGUGUACAUACAUGCACAUAAUCAUAGUACAAAUACCACUACCUAGUUAUCCA